Molecule: messenger RNA, 1347 nt
Organism: Aspergillus piperis CBS 112811
Lineage: Eukaryota; Fungi; Ascomycota; Eurotiomycetes; Eurotiales; Aspergillaceae
Product: haloacid dehalogenase, type II
Exons: 1
Coding region: 358-1164 (268 amino acids)
Molecular function (GO): hydrolase activity, acting on halide bonds, in C-halide compounds
Source: RefSeq, a predicted model, not a curated record
UCUCUUUCUUUCCCCAAGGAUUCUGGGAUUCAUAUAUCUAGAUAGGUUAGGCAAACGACUAGAGCCGUGGAAUUAUCAGUAGGGAGUGUUGUUGAUGCUUUUAGCUCGGUCGGCGCCUUCGGACAUCCUCUCUGCUACACCGCAGCGUGCAUAUCUUACAGACCCGCGAAGUACCGCUAUAGAACGCAUCUGCUCCGUACCCCGUACACACAUUAGCCAAGAUUCAAAGCUCUAAAAUUACGUCCCGACAGACAGGCACCUUCAGCGGCGUUGUGCAAUACGGAACACGGACAGUGACACCCGAACCUUGCAUCAGCUAGAUAGGUACGCCACACGAGUCAAAUCAUACAUCCCAUCAUGUCGAUCAGCCCACUUCCAAAGGUACUAUUCUUUGACAUCUUCGGCACUGUCGUGGAAUGGCGCUCCUGCGUUACUCGGGCCCUGAUGAAAGCGGCUGAGCAUGCUCUGCUCGAUCCUGGAAAGCAGCUUCCAGCGGACGUCCGCGCGCGGGUACAGUCCAUGACCCCUGAGGACUGGCAGGCCAUUGCGGAAGAAUGGCGCGCGUCCUAUGGACGGUUUACGAAAAACUUUCAGCCAUCAUCGACGUUCGUAUCGGUCGAUGAACAUCAUUAUAGUUCCAUCCAGCAGUUGCUCCACCAGUACGGUCUCCACGACAUUUUCUCUGAUGAAGAGCGGUGGGACCUUGCACUCUGUUGGCAUCGCCUCGAGCCUUGGUCAGACUCGGUCGAAGGCCUCAGGCUGUUGAACCGUCGCUUCCAGACUUGUACGUUGUCGAACGGCAAUGUGUCCCUUCUGGAAGAUCUUUUGAGACAUGGGUCAUUGCCCUUUAUGAACGUGGCCAGCGCUGAGCACUUCGGAGCCUAUAAGCCCGCCCUCCAAGCGUAUCAUGGAGCAGCCAAGCGGUUCGGCUUGGAUCCCAGUGAGUGUGGUAUGGUAGCAGCACAUUUGUACGAUCUCAAAGCGGCAAAGAAAGCAGGCUUCAUGACGAUCUACGUCGAACGGCCCCAGGAGGAAACCUUCACCUCUGAACAGAUUGCCGAAGCCAAACAGGAGGGUUUUGUCGACCUGUGGCUCGAGCAUGGCUACAGCGGCCUGAUUGGAGUGGCUGAGCAACUUGGUGUUCUGAAGGAAACGAGGCUGUAGGAUUGAAUUCUUGGGGGUGGAAUAUGUGUCCAGGCGCUGGUUUUGCACGCCAUUUGUCGAGCACAAGGUCCUGCAAUGUCAUCUGCACCACCUGAAAAACUGUCCCGAGCAUCCUUUCUACUGAUGCAGUCUUUCCUGUCAUUAUAUCCAGGCAUUAGCAUAUCCCCCUACGCGCUUGCUUUA